This is a messenger RNA of Telopea speciosissima, 879 nucleotides long. Its product is annotated as kinetochore protein NDC80 homolog. Lineage: Eukaryota; Viridiplantae; Streptophyta; Magnoliopsida; Proteales; Proteaceae. The transcript has a single exon. The record is from RefSeq and is a predicted model, not a curated record. Gene Ontology annotation, biological process: attachment of mitotic spindle microtubules to kinetochore. Gene Ontology annotation, cellular component: Ndc80 complex. The coding region runs from base 1 to 879 and encodes 292 amino acids.
AUGAGAGGGGGCAGACGAAGGCGGAAAGAUUCCAUACCUGAGCGACCCUCUGUCGACCCUCGACAGUUCACAGCCACCACCAAUCACCGCGAUGGCAGACACUUUGACGCAAGCUUCUGCAGCAGCCACCCUUCCUUCUCCUCAUCCGGCAUCGGCCGCGCCACCUCCUCCAUUCCCGUCAACGAUCGCUCGUCCCAAUCCAACGCCAUCCGUACCAUCAACACUUAUCUUUCCUCCCACUCCUUCCCCUUCUCCCUCCGCCCCCCGCUCCCCUCCGUCAAAGAUAUUACCGAGACCCUCCGUUUCCUCUGCCACCGUCUCGAUUGGCCCGAUCUUAACAAACCCGAAGAAGACCUCCCUCUCCUACUAAAACACCUAAAUUGCCCUAUCAAACUCAACAAAUCCGCCCUCAAAGCCCCCGGUACCCCUCAUACUGGGCCCUCCCUCCUCGCCGUCAUCCACUGGCUUGUCCAGAUCGCUCUCUACAGCGAUCAUGUCUCCUCUUCAGACUCCAACACUAGCAAUUUUCUCGGUGACAACAAGCUCCUUCUCUAUGCGCUCGACAGCUACUCGCUCUAUAUCCGUGGUGAAGACGAUGCCGUCGAUGACCUGGACCACGAAUUCACUGAGAAGAUGGAGCAGGAGAAGAAUGCCGCUGCCGAGAAGGUUAGGUUAAUGGAGGGAGAGGUCGUGAAUCUCACGGCCGAGAUUGAAGCACUGAGGACGGCGCCGUCCGCGAGUGUAGAGCGAGAGAAAGAUAAGUCACUGUUGGAGAAGGAUGUUCAGAAAUUUCAUACUAUUAUUGAGGAGAUCUCGAACGGGAUUUUACUGGUGGAGACGGCUUUGAAGGAGAAGGAGAAAGAGUUGGAGACAGGUUAA